AUGGCUUCCUUGGAUGCAUGGACGGUGGCUUUCUCAGUGGCAUUGGACUCUGGUUAUGACGAUCUUCUCGACAAGCAUUCAUUUAGUGCUGCUGCCUUAUUAUUCACCUCGUUCAAAGAUGCAAUCCUGAUCGAACCAUCAAAGUUGCCUACAAAGAGGCGUCUUGACAUUUCCCACAAUCCGUUGUUGAAAAAGUACGGUACUUACUUCUUUGAUAAUUACAAACUGAUAACCAAAGUGCAACUACAGGAAUUGGUGCUUUUCAAGGAUUUAAUACUCAAUGAUGUUGAUAAGAUAGUCUUUGAUAUGGAAACUGUCGAUCUGUCUUUGAUGAACUCAACGAGGUUCCUUCGGAACUCAAGGCUGUACAGUACUUCCAACAACGUUAUCGUCCUCGACUCAAAGUUUCACACCACCGGGUUUUCAAUCGCAAUACAGUUAGUACUCUCAAAGUUAGAAAUUGCAACUGAGAACCUAAGAGUCGAUACGACUUGGCCCUCGCUUGCAUGGUCAGGUGUGAUUAAAGCAAUUCCAGUCCACAGUAUUCCAGAGACCGGCUCUGUUCAUAGAGUAUACCUUGAUUCUCUUGAUGGAAUGCUUUCCCAGAGCGUUCUCUUUAUUACAGACGGUGGCGCCAAUUGUGAUUCUAAUGCCAAAACAACACAUGGAACGUCCGACGUUCUUUCCAACAAGAAAUAUCUCAAGUCUAGGACGGAAUUCCAUGAUGUGAUUGUCCCUAAAUCACAGGAACAAGGCAAAAGUGACUUGGACGAAGCUGCUGAGUUCAUUACAAAAGAAACUAGGCACUGUGGCAAUACUGUAAUUUGUGCCUAUGAUGUGAUUGGUGGUGAACAGGACGAGUGUUACCAUUUGCACCAGAAUUCACACUUCACGACGGUCACAUGCACAAUAUCACCUGAGAAGUAUGGCUGGUAG
Williopsis jadinii is the source of this 936-nucleotide messenger RNA. RefSeq lists its product as uncharacterized. Bases 1 to 936 code for a protein of 311 amino acids. The transcript is spliced from 3 exons. NCBI's taxonomy places the organism in Eukaryota, Fungi, Ascomycota, Saccharomycetes, Phaffomycetales, Wickerhamomycetaceae. The record is from RefSeq and is a predicted model, not a curated record. Gene Ontology annotation, molecular function: glycosyltransferase activity.